Molecule: messenger RNA, 1730 nt
Organism: Cryphonectria parasitica EP155
Lineage: Eukaryota; Fungi; Ascomycota; Sordariomycetes; Diaporthales; Cryphonectriaceae
Exons: 2
Molecular function (GO): protein binding
Source: RefSeq, a predicted model, not a curated record
ACGAAUAGCGCACCGGAGGCAUGAUCUAUCAUGACAACCAACAUGAGGGGGGCUAGAACUCAAUCUCCAAUGAAAAGGGCAAGGCCGCACCGCCGCCAGCACUGCCUCUUGAAGUACUGUGGAGGAGCUGGGCUGCAGCUCAGCGGGUCUUUGCCAACAGCACCCCGCCCAACCUCCAACAUGAUUACCGCUAUAAUAUCUAGUCAAAAUGCCAACGAUUCCAGAUGAUGUCCUUAGGCACAUCUAUACUUUACUCGACUACUCGACUCUUUUGAACUGUCGCUUUCUUAGUCGAGACUCCGCACUUCCAGCCACAGCACUUGCUUUCCGCCAUGUUCGACUCGAAACCAGCGGCGACGUCUUGCCCUUCAUCAAGAUCUCCAAGUCUGAGCACCUGCGCUGCUGGGUGCGCGAAGUCACAGUGGAUGCUUCGAGGCCGCCCCAGGCCUGGCAAUGCUCGGGCAGUGAGGAGGCACUGCUGCAGCAUGGACUCUUCAUUUUAACACUUCCUCGAUUGCGGCUCUUUUCAAGAAUGUUGGUUUUGAACGUCAGGCUCCAACUUGACCUACCCGAACGGUUCCCUCCUCCAGACAAUCUCGUACACGAGACAUCCGCGCUGCUCCCAUAUCAAAGCUUGCAGUCCAGGAUACUCGAUACAAUUUUCAAGUGCAUAAUUGGACGGUGGACCAAACUUGCUCAAAAGAACUGGCAAGAUUACUGGCUAGCGUGGUUCGACUCGAGGGCCAGUCUUUUUCAACCAGAAAAGGUACAGAGGCAUCGCUUGGUUGACGUCUUGGAGCCAAUGUCGUUCCCGGAUCAGUCAAUUCCUCUCACGACACUGACAUUAUCGAAUUUACCUGAUAUUGUCGAAGUCGAUCUCCAUUCGUCACAAAUAUUUCAAGAUUUCCUCAAUAGCCAGACUUUAACAGCACUCAAGAUUCUCGUCGCCGUUCGCGAAGAGGACAGGCUAGCCGUCGAGCCCUUCUUACAGCCAGAGAAAUUUGACUUGUUCGAGAAUUUUCCGUCUACGUGGCUUGCACCUCCACUCGCAUCAAAUCUCACCAACUUGUCCCUCUACUGCCACGGGUAUUUCGGAUGGGCACCAAAGUUAGACCUUCGCAGGGUUAUGGCUGGCCAUACACAUAGUUGCGCCUUUCCGAAUCUCAGAGUUCUGGCCCUUGGCAGGUAUGUACUGAGCCACGAAUGGCAAAUCACGUGGAUCGCCUCGCUGGGGGCAGAGAACGGGCAUGGCGGGCUCCAAGAGCUCUACCUCGACGACUGUCCCAUUAUAUGGCGAGGGCGCACGCGGGGACCAAUGGACGAGACCAUUGACACGCUCGGCAGUCUGAAGCUGGAUAAUCACGGGUACCCCAUCAGAGGAAUGUUGACCGGGGAAAGCUCCUUGGAUAAUAUUUGGGACAUGGCUACCAAGGACUUCGGCCUUCGUUGGAGUACUGUACUGGGCAGAUGGGCGCGAGAGAUGCAGUUCCUCAGAGCUUUCAGAAUGGGAAGUGGAGACUGGAGUGGAGAGAAUGCUGACUUGGUGGCCAUGGCGAGAACCAAGGAUCUCAAUGUGGACAUCAACCGCACGACAACAACAUACAAGGCUUGGAAGCGCCGCAGCUACGACACCGUGCACCUGAACUACGACAAGCCGUCCUUGCAUGAAUGCCUCCAGCUAAAUCGGGGCCCACCCGAGGAUGCUACCUCCCUGCUCCGACACGGCGUGG